Messenger RNA from Parastagonospora nodorum SN15, 279 nucleotides. RefSeq lists its product as hypothetical. The coding region runs from base 1 to 279 and encodes 92 amino acids. The transcript is spliced from 3 exons. Lineage: Eukaryota; Fungi; Ascomycota; Dothideomycetes; Pleosporales; Phaeosphaeriaceae. The record is from RefSeq and is a predicted model, not a curated record.
AUGAAGGAGAUUCUCGCCCAAUCUGGGCGCAACGUGAAGAACAUUAGCAAUGCAAUCACCAUUUGUGGCUACAAGCUCGAUGGAGCUAGUGAUAGAGUUAUCAAGAUGAAUGCAUUCCUGUGCUUGGCAGAUUGUGGCGCGGGUAUGAUGAUCUCCACUUGUGCUGUUCAGCAGCAGAUCGGCGCGAAGGCUGUGGACCUAAGAGCCACAAGACAUCCACGUGCCCGUUUCCACUGCGCUGGAGCGCAAGGCGCACCGUCUAAGGGCUGCUGCUCUUAA